This is a messenger RNA of Limanda limanda (common dab), 2982 nucleotides long. Its product is annotated as collagen alpha-1(VIII) chain-like. The coding region runs from base 28 to 2235 and encodes 735 amino acids. Gene Ontology annotation, molecular function: protein binding. Lineage: Eukaryota; Metazoa; Chordata; Actinopteri; Pleuronectiformes; Pleuronectidae. The record is from RefSeq and is a predicted model, not a curated record. The transcript has 3 exons.
AGAGACGAGGAUAACGCUGAAAGAAAAAUGGCCGUCCAUUUCCUCCCUCUACUCUUCCCAGUGUUCCAGCUGUGUUUGUUACGCCCGGCCCACGGGGCGGUGUAUUACGGACACAACCAGCCACCUCACCAACCUCUGCCACAGCACAACGACGGGUAUCCUCAGCAACAGUUUCUGGGGAACGAGAUGCCACUCAUGCCGUUGGUGCCUCAGUAUGGAAAAGAGAUGCCUCAGCUGCCUUUGCAAAAGGGAAAAGUGAGACCAUUGUUUGAAGGCAAAGGUCAGACAUUCCCCAGAGGGGCUAAAGGUCCACCUCCCCCCGGCCCUGGCGUAGAAGGUCUCCAAGAGGGUCCGCAAGGAAUUCAAGGCCCCCCCGGACCGACGGGACCACCGGGACCACAGGGCCCUGCCGGACAACCAGGCCAGGGAUUGCCAGGGUUACCGGGAAAGCCGGGGCCUCCCGGUCCUCCCGGUUACCCAGGAAUAGGAAAGCCCGGUAUGCCGGGAUUGCCAGGAAAACCCGGAGGUCCAGGGUUCGGAGGACCGAAAGGCGAUCUCGGUCCAAGCGGUAGCGAGGGACCAACGGGACUUCCCGGUCCCGCCGGCCUUCCGGGUCCCCCUGGACUCCCUGGGAUUUCAAAAACAGGAGGCCAGGGGCUUCCGGGCCAGCCAGGACCUCUAGGGGAGCCCGGUCAAAAGGGUCCAUCUGGGCUGUACGGUACCCCGGGCCCCAAGGGAGACAAAGGAAUCGGUCUACCCGGUUUGCCAGGUCUGAAAGGACCCGGCGGAUCCCCUGGUCCACGUGGAAACGUGGGCCUCCCCGGUAUCGGCAAACCUGGCCUCAACGGCGUACCCGGACAACCAGGGAUCCCCGGAAAACCAGGUCCACCUGGAGAGCAAGGCCAGGCGGGACCAUUUGGGGAAACGGGUCAACCGGGGCAGCCAGGUUUGCCAGGAAUCGGCCAACCGGGACAAGAUGGAUUUAGAGGUCAACCGGGGCCCUCGGGAGGUAAAGGAGAAGGGGGGCCACAAGGCUUACCGGGGGGUCCGGGACUACCGGGUUACGGUAAACCGGGUUUCCCGGGACCUAAGGGUCACAAGGGACACGGAGGUCUUCCUGGACCUCCGGGCCUUAAAGGCGAUAAAGGUCACGGAGGUGUUCAAGGGGUCAUCGGUCCCACCGGUCUCAGCGGUAUGCCUGGUCCCCCGGGUCCAAUCGGGCCUCCCGGUAGUCUGGGCUUCCCGGGACAAAAGGGAGAGUACGGUGCCGGAGGAACUAAGGGAUAUCCUGGAACAAAGGGCGAAUUAGGGCCUCCGGGUCUUCCGGGACAGACGGGUAGAUCGGGAGAGGGCGGACAGCCGGGACAAAGAGGUUUUCAAGGGCCUACCGGCCCUAAAGGAGAAGCGGCUACAAGGGGUUUACCGGGCGUCCCCGGUGCUGCCGGAUUACCGGGAUCGAGGGGAGAGGGAGGGAAUUCUGGAGAAACGGGCCACCAGGGACCUCAGGGAAUUCCAGGGAUCACUGGACCAGGGGGACCGAUCGGACCUCCCGGCCCGCUGGGCCCAAAAGGCGAAACGGGGGUGUCCGGUAAACCCGGCUAUCCCGGAGACGGUAAACCGGGAUCGCCCGGUCACAUCGGUCCUCAAGGUAACACCGGUCCCAGUGGGCAACCUGGAUUUCCAGGGCAACGGGGACAACCGGGAGCCCCUGGUCCUCCGGGACCGCCCUCUGUAUCUCCCGAUCUCGGACAGGUCCUCCCGGCGAGCGGCCCGUACAGCGGCGAAAGACAAGGUUACAAGAAACAGAAAAAUGGAGGCGAGAUCGGCGUAAACGGCGCGGAGUUGCCGUCGUUCACGGCCAAGCUCACCAAUCCGUUUCCUCUCGUGGGCUCUCCGGUAAUCUUUGAUAAACUCCUGCACAACGGCAAUCAAGACUACAAUCCCCAAACUGGUACUUUUACCUGUACCGUACCGGGGGUGUACUACUUUGCCUACCACGUCCACUGCAAGGGAAGUAACGUGUGGGUGGCGCUGAUGAAGAACAACGAGCCGGUCAUGUACACUUACGACGAGUACAAAAAGGGCUUGCUGGAUCAGGCGUCCGGGAGCGCCGUACUCCCGUUGCGACAAGGAGACGCCGUGCACUUGCAGCUGCCGUCGGACCAGGCCGCGGGACUUUACGCCGGCCAAUACGUCCACUCGACAUUUUCCGGAUACUUGUUGUACCCGAUGUAAGCGACGCAUUUACAACACAGUACUCGAGCCUCAAGUUAAAUAGUUUACGAGGAGCGGCGGCAGAACGAUGGUUUUUGUAGCGGCAACAUAGUUCAUUGAAUAGUUUUUUGCAUUAUACAACUCGGAUCCAUAUCUGGUAAUCGGCAAUGAUUACAAUGAAGCCGCGAGGUCAAAAGUGACUGAAAUACAUUUAUUCAUAUACUAAUCCGAAUCAUGACUUUGCGGGAAUAAUUUCUUGAACAAUGUGGCUAGAAUUGUUUUUCACUGGGCACAUACAAUACUAUGGGUGUUAUCAUACAAUGCAUUUACUCUUAUCGUAACUUACAAUGGGGUUAUCGCGUAGUUAAGUUAUUGUUGUUUUUGGAUGUUAUUUGGGAAAUGCAGCUUUUUAACUUGACUAAAUCUUUUGUCUCAAAGUCUGGCACUUUUUUGAUCCAACUCCACGCCACAUCUCAGUUUGGAACCAAAUCAAACAAUGCCAGCAAUUUGGUAGAUUAUCUCCUAGUGACCAUUUGACGAAUUUGUUUUGAGUUGAGUUGGUCAGAAUUGUUUGUAAUUUAUUUGUUUGACUACUGAUUACUAAGCAUGUUGUUUUUUUAGUGGUAAACAGUCAUUUUGGGAAUUUAAAAACAGCCAACCUAUUGUUUGUAAAAACACCUACCCGGUAAUAUCUUUUUGCAUUGGCGUUUAAAGAUUUUGAUCUGCAGUACAGUAGUUAAAAUGAUGUUUGCAAAAGCAAAUAAGAAA